Molecule: messenger RNA, 1551 nt
Organism: Stegastes partitus (bicolor damselfish)
Lineage: Eukaryota; Metazoa; Chordata; Actinopteri; Pomacentridae
Gene: taok3b
Product: TAO kinase 3b
Exons: 9
Biological process (GO): protein phosphorylation; regulation of cytoskeleton organization
Cellular component (GO): cytoplasm
Molecular function (GO): protein serine/threonine kinase activity
Source: RefSeq, a predicted model, not a curated record
AUGUAUUUGGCGUUCGCCGUAGCGGUCGAGGUAGUAUCAGCGGAGUAUUUGGACCAUGCUUGCGUGAGGGAUGAGGCUGUGCACAGGGACACCAGGCCAGAGCUGCGGCCUACUUCUCACAAGAGCCGGUCUCUCGACUGCAAGAUCUGUGAACACAUUGCCACCAUCAAAUCAGCAUCUUUGGGCAUCAGGUAGAUCCAGGAGCAUGAGCAGGACUUUGAGCUGCGGGAGCAGAUGUCUGGGUAUAAGCGCAUGCGGCGACAGCACCAGAAGCAGCUGAUCGCCCUGGAGAACAGGCUAAAGGCCGAGAUGGAUGAGCAUAGGCUCCGGCUGCAGAAGGAAUUAGAGACACAUGCGAACAACACUUACAUUGAGCUGGAAAGACUGGCCAAACGGCACGCUGCUCAAACAGACAAAGAGAUGAAGUCAGUUGCAGCAGAAGAAAGGCGGAUCCAGCAACAGAUUGUUGCUCAGCAAAAGAAAGAGCUGACUUCUUUCUUAGAGAACCAGAAAAAGGAAUACAGGAUUUGCAAAGAGAAGAUCAAGGAUGAGAUGAAUGAGGACCCUUGUACACCCAAGGAGGAAAAACAGGAGCGUCUGUCGAGGCACAAAGAAACAAUGCAGCGCUCUCAGGCUGAGGAGGAAGCUCAUCUUCUGGCCCAACAGAGGCUGGUCUACGACCGGAGCUGUAGGGCCCUGAAACGCCGGAGUCUGGUCAGGAGGCAUGAGUUUGAACAGGAGCAACUAAGAGAGGAGCUGAACAAGAAGAGGACCCAGAAGGAGAUGGAACAUGCCCUGAUGAUCCGGCAGGACGAAUCCACCCAGGACCUGGAGCGCCGGCAGCUGCAGAUGCUACAGAAGCUGCGUAUUGAACUCAUCCGGCUGCAGCACCAGACCGAGCUCGAAAACCAGGAGGAGUACAACGGCCGGCGGCAGAGAGAACUGCACAGGAAACACACUCUGGAGCAGCGGCAGCAGCCCAGAAACCUCAAGACGCUGGAGAUGCAGAUCAAGAAACAGUUCCAGGAUACUUGCAAGGUGCAGAACAAGCAGUACAAAGCUCUUAGGAACCACCAACUGGAGGUGUCUCCCAAAGGCGACCACAAAACCAUCCUGAAGGGCCUGAAAGAGGAGCAGACACGCAAGCUGGCUGUACUGGCUGAGCAGUACGAACAGAGCAUCAACGAGAUGAUGGCUUCACAAGCGAUGCGACUAGAAGCAGAGCAGGAAACAGAGUGCCAAGCUCUGAAACAGCAGCUGAAGCAAGAGAUGGAGCUCCUGGACGCCUACCAGAGAAAAACCAAGUCACAGAUGGAGACCCAACAUGAGCGAGAGCAGCAGAAACUUGAGCAGAAGGUCUCCAUACGGAGAGCGCACCUUGAACAGAAGAUUGAAGAGGAACUGGCCGCACUUCAGAAGGAACGCACCGAAAAGAUCAAGCACUUGUUGGAACGUCAGGACAGAGAAAUUAACGGUUUUGACACAGAAAGUAGAAGCCUCGGCUUUGGAAGCCUGGGAUCUCUGGACUUCCCCAAAGAAGACAACAGAUGA